Phyllotreta striolata is the source of this 1243-nucleotide messenger RNA. The record is from the annotation of a GenBank genome assembly. Lineage: Eukaryota; Metazoa; Arthropoda; Insecta; Coleoptera; Chrysomelidae.
UGCAGUCAUGGCGUGUUUCCGUUAUCUUUCAACUUCCCUUUUCCUGUUGACGGUCCUUUGGGAAGCAUCAGCCCAAGACUGCCAAAUAAACCCCUUCCAGGAAAACGCGCCUUUGCUGGUACACCCCGAGAACACCACGAUAAUUUACCCCGACCACGGCAACAAAUACAUCACCCUGAAAGCGGGACAAUCAGUGAAGUUCGCCUGUCCCCAAAGCCGAGUAAACCUAGGAGGCGACAAAUCGAUCCCCAAUCAAGUAACGGCCGUUUGCGUGUCGGACACGCAGUUCAAAGUAAACGGAGCAACAGCCGAUUGGAACUCCGUGUCCUGCGACAGCGAACCCGUACCCACCGGCAGAUUGUCGAGCUCGAGUUGCGCCAAAAACGCCCGAUUGGGCGACAUCGGCUUCCCGCUGGGCGCCGACGAAUUCCUCAAAAUCAUCACCAUUUGCUUCGACACCGUCCAGCAAACCGCAUUAUACAGCUACUACGACCUGACGCGAGCCAUAGGCUCCCGCGGCAAGUCGCCCCGUCGCCCCCAAUUCGCCGAAGACCGGGCAUUCUACAAGCUAAACGGCCGAACCGUCAACCAAUUGUACCUGAGAAAGACGCAGAGGAAGACCGUCAACGAAUUGCUCGGCUUGGACGACUACGAUACGAGGUACAUCAAAAACGGGGAGCUGUACUUCCUGGCAAGGGGCCACCUGACGGCGUACGCGGAUUUCAUCUAUCCGGCGCUGCAGAAGGCCACUUGCAGGUACAUCAACGCGGCGCCGCAAUGGCAGACCUUCAACGGGUACAACUGGGAGCGGGCCGAGUCGGAUACGAGGAAUUUCGCCGAUAGCAGGAACGUCGAUUUGAAAGUUUGGACCGGUACUUACGGUGUAACAACAUUACCGAGCGAGGAGACUGAUGAGGAUAUAAAGUUGUAUUUGUACAGCAGCGGCAGCGAACGAGGCAUUCCCGUUCCGGCGAUUUACUGGAAACUCGUCUACGAGCCGAUAACCAAGCGAGCUAUCGUUUUGAUAGGGGUGAACAAUCCGUACGAAACCGAGUUUUCGAAGUACGUUAUUUGUCCGGACGUUUCCAGGAACGUCGAUUGGCUGGAUUGGAGGGCGACCGAUCUGAAAGAUGGAUAUUCCUACGCUUGUACUCUUUCUACCUUUAGAAAAGUCGUUACUUACGCUCCGAACCUCCAGGUUACCGGUUUAUUAGAGUAAAAUGAUGUUUUUGUAUAUGUCACG